CUUGGAUUCUCUCGUCCAUUUAUCUUUCCCCGACCCGUUCCACCCUACUUUGUUCCCCUCUACGACAAUUGGCCUCGGAAGUACGCGCAACCUUUCGAUAUUCCCAGAGUUACGAUCUCUUUAGAGCUUCCACUAUGACGGGUGCAGGAUGGUUGUUCCUCUUCUCUGUGCUCAUGGCCGCAGGUCUACUGUUUACGAUGGUCUUUUUUAUCAUCAUGUUCUCCGACCUCGAAUGCGACUACAUAAAUCCAAUUGACCUCUGCAAUAAGCUCAAUCAAUUUGUCCUACCAGAGCAUAUUGCGCACGCGUUCCUGACGCUUCUCUUCCUGCUCUCGGGGCAAUGGAUAGCGUUCCUGCUCAAUGCACCUUUAUUGGCAUACAAUGUUAACAAGAUCCGGCUAGGAAACCAUAUGUAUGACGCUACGGAAAUCUUCCGCACAUUACCCAACCAUAAGAAGGAGAGCUUCAUCAAGCUCGGAUUCUACCUGCUGAGCUUCUUCUACUACCUUUACCGAAUGAUCCUCGCACUUAUCGCCGAAGGUGAAUAAGCCAAAUGUCCUUAGGGCUGACACUGGCACUGUCAGGGCAAGACGCUGUUGCUCGUCCAACAUACUCCCUCGAGCCGUAGGCACACGACGAGGAUGAUAUUCACCAGACAUCAGGUCCUGCACCUGCGACGCAAGGGGGAGUUUGGGCCCUUGAGCGGACGUUUACGAUCUAUUAGAAUCAUCUGUCGCGCACUCUCGAUGUUUUCUGGUUCCUGCAUGUCUUCGCAGUGUCUGUUUUACGUUACUGAAUACGGAGUUGGCUGUCUGUUGUGCAAUGC
This is a messenger RNA of Phanerochaete carnosa HHB-10118-sp, 826 nucleotides long. RefSeq lists its product as uncharacterized. Bases 135 to 548 code for a protein of 137 amino acids. Gene Ontology annotation, cellular component: COPII-coated ER to Golgi transport vesicle; endoplasmic reticulum membrane. Lineage: Eukaryota; Fungi; Basidiomycota; Agaricomycetes; Polyporales; Phanerochaetaceae. The transcript is spliced from 6 exons. Gene Ontology annotation, biological process: endoplasmic reticulum to Golgi vesicle-mediated transport. The record is from RefSeq and is a predicted model, not a curated record.